Messenger RNA from Debaryomyces hansenii CBS767, 810 nucleotides. Its product is annotated as carboxymethylenebutenolidase. Gene Ontology annotation, molecular function: hydrolase activity. NCBI's taxonomy places the organism in Eukaryota, Fungi, Ascomycota, Pichiomycetes, Serinales, Debaryomycetaceae. The record is from RefSeq and is a predicted model, not a curated record. The transcript has a single exon. The coding region runs from base 1 to 810 and encodes 269 amino acids.
AUGUUAAUUGAAGAAUCGUAUCAUGACGUGAAGACAUCUUAUGGCACAACAAUGAGAUUGUUUGUCUAUCAUCCAAAAAUUUUGAAUUAUCCAAAGGUUAAAUUCCCUGGCGUGGUGGUUUACAGUGAAAUUUACCAGGUUACCGGACCAGUGACUAGGUUUGCUAAAGAUAUUGCUGGACAAGGUUUUAUUGUAGUAUGUCCUUCCAUCUACCAUAACUUUGAAAGUCACGAGGCAUUGGCCUAUGAUAACGAAGGUACAGACAAGGGUAACAACUACAAAAUCGCCAAGGAAAUCAAAUCGUAUGACGAAGAUAACAAAUUAGCCAUUGAUUAUUUGACUGCUUUGCCUACUUGUAAUGGCAAGAUUGGUGCCACUGGCAUGUGUCUCGGGGGCCAUUUGGCCUUCAGAGCUGCGUUAGAUCCAAGGGUCCGUGCGGCUGUUUGUUUCUUCGCUACGGACAUUCACAACCACGCAUUAGGUAAGGGCAAACAGGACGACUCGUUGAAGAGAUGUGGCGAAAUCAAGGGUGAAUUGAUCAUGAUUUUCGGCUGUAAAGAUAACCACGUCCCUCUUGAAGGCAGGGAUUUAAUCAGAAGCGAAUUGAGAAAAAACAACGUUGAAAUGACCUUCAUUGAAAUUAACGACGCCCAGCAUGCUUUUAUCAGAGACGAGAUGAGUAAGGGCAGAUACGACCCGGCUACCACGAAGAACUGCAUGGAAUGGUUAUUCGAAUUGUUCAACAGAAAGUUGAAGUUGGAUUACGGUGAACAUGAUGGCAAGGAGACUAAAAUAGAAAACGUUUGCUAA